UCAAAAUAGAUCAAGAUGUUUAGGCACCACAAGCACCAUCAACAUGCCAAGCCCCAUCCCAGUUGGGGUUGGGAUACCUCAACUGAUGAUUUCCAGGUCUAUGAUACCACAGUGUAUUCGAUGCCACAACAAGUUGUCCAUCAUCGGCAGGAGUAUCCAAAGGUUCACAGAACGAUCAACUAUGACGAAGAGGAGCAGCGUCUUCUUCAUGCUCUGCAGACUCUAAAUGAGGAGCGUGAGCGUGAUGAGGCUGCUCGUGUCAAGAAGCGUGAACCUGAUCGUCGAGUUUAUCAAGAAGAUAUUGAUGAAGAGGCUGAUGAGUUUAUUAAAAUGGAGCACAAGAAGUUUGCAAGCAGGUUGAUGUCCAUGAAGACUGGUUGAGAACCAGUGUGUAUGUAGGCCAUGUACAGGCCAAUAACUAUAUAGUUUUUAUGAUAUGUACCAAAGAGAAAUAAUGUGUCAAAGCUCAUCUAGCUGUGCUUUUAAUUCACAGAAUGAUAUCUCAAUUCAGUGUAUAAAUUAAAUUAAUGCAUACUCUCAAUUGUCUGGAGAUCAAAAUGAAACUACGAUACUAGCGCCUUGAAUAAAAGAAAAUACUUCUA
Rubroshorea leprosula is the source of this 602-nucleotide messenger RNA. The record is from the annotation of a GenBank genome assembly. NCBI's taxonomy places the organism in Eukaryota, Viridiplantae, Streptophyta, Magnoliopsida, Malvales, Dipterocarpaceae.